UCUCAAAAUCUUGUCAGUGUAUCUACCUAUUUAAAUAUCAACUGAAAAAGCAAGUUGCACAUAAAGUGAUUUCACCACCGCCAUUCUCAUUCUCAUUCUCUUCCUCUUUAUCCAUCUCAGAUUUAUAUGAAUCACAGAAUAAAUGGUCAUGGAUAGUAGAAACUAUAUGGGGUUGUAUGAUACCACAUCUGCAAUUCAAUUAAAGGACGAUGCUAACUCAUUCUUUCAAGAUCUGAAUCUGAUGAACAAUCUUAGAGUUAGUGAUGCCUUAGUUGAACGUAAUCGUGUUGCUGUUCCACAGUUUCAACCUGAUCUGAAACCCGACGAUGUAGUUCCAUCAGCUAUAGAUAACUCUCAUGAGGAUUAUGACUUUAGUGAUGCAGUGCUUAAGUAUAUCAGUCAAAUGCUUAUGGAAGAGAAUAUUGAAGAGAAGGCAUGUAUGUUUCAAGAAUCUGCAGCUCUUCAAGCUGCUGAGAGAUCGUUUUAUGAAGUUAUUGGAGAGAAGUACCCUCCGUCCCCCAAUGAGAAAAUUCUCGAUUUAGGUCAGGAUGUGGGACACUGCGUUUUGGACUCUAGUAGUAAUUAUUAUAGCUGUGGAAGUGAUGUUACUGAUGGCUUACUAUGUCCAAAUUGGAAUCCUGAUCCUGGUGAUACUGACUCUUCACAUAAUCAACAAUUUCCAGUUGAUUCUGCUUUUGCUUCGACUUCUCAGUCAUCGCAUAGUUCAUCAAGUAGCUCCGGAACUGUCACUGAUGCACAUGUGGAUUCUCCUGUGAGCUCAAUUCAUAUUCCGGACAUAUUUAGUGAUAGUGAGUCGAUCAUGCAGUUUAAGAAGGGCGUCGAGGAAGCAAGUAAGUUCCUUCCUACAGGCAAUAGUUUGCUUCUCGAUGUAAGGUAUAAUGUAGUGGUAAAGGAGGAUAAUGAAAAUGGAAAAGAUGCAGUGGAGAAUCGUGGGAAGCAGAAAUCUCCUGAAGGGUCAAGAAGGAAGAAAAACUAUCAUCAUGAUGAUUUUGAUGUUAUGGAAAAGAGAAGUAACAAGCAGUCUGCAGUUUCCUCUGAAUCACCUGUUCGUUCAGAUUUGUUUGAUAAAGUGUUGCUAUGCAGUGGAGGGAAAAAUGAAUCUGCUCUUCGUGAGUCCUGGCAGACAUUAUCAAGUAAACACGCUCCAGAGGACAGCCUUCCAAAGGGAUCUAACGGUAGGAAGUCCCGUGGAAAGAAACCGGGGGGUAAAAGAGGUGCAGUAGACUUAAGAACAAUCUUGACACUUUGUGCACAAGCUGUUGCCGCAGAUGAUCGAAGGACAGCAAAUGAGUUUCUAAAGCAGAUUAGGCAGAAUUCUUCUCCAACCGGCGAUGGGAUGCAGAGGCUGGCCCAUUAUUUUGCAGAUGGUCUUGAGGCACGGAUGGCGGGUUCGGGUACUCAGAUUUAUACCGCUCUUAUUUCCAUGCCUACAUCAGCAGCUGAUAUCUUGAAAGCUUACCAGCUAUAUCUUGCUGCCUGCCCUUUUAGAAAGCUCUCUAAUUUCUUCUCAAACAAGACAAUUAUGAAUGCAGCUGAAACGGCAUCAACAGUACAUGUUAUAGAUUACGGUAUCAUGUACGGCUUCCAGUGGCCUUGCUUCAUACAACGUCUCUCUCGUAGACCUGGUGGACCUCCCAAGCUCCGUAUAACUGGGAUAGAUUUUCCGAAUCCCGGUUUCCGACCAGCAGAGAGGGUUGAGGAAACCGGAAAGAGGUUAGCCGAUUAUGCUGAGAGUUUCAACGUUCCAUUUGAGUUCAUAGCUAUAGCACAAAAGUGGGAGACAAUUAAAGUGGAGGAUCUCAAGAUCCAGAAGGGCGAGGUUCUUGUAGUGAACUGCAUGAAUCGGUUCAGGAAUCUACUCGACGAGUCUGUGGUGAUAAAUAGUCCAAGAGAUAUUGUAUUGAAUUUCAUCCGGAAGUUAAAUCCGGAUGUUUACGUUCAGGGGAUCGUCAACGGUGCUUAUAAUGCUCCCUUCUUUAUCACACGAUUCCGGGAGGCACUUUUUCAUUACUCGUCAAUUUUUGAUAUGCUUGAAGCUAAUAUUCCCCGUGAAAUUCCUGAGAGAUUGCUGGUUGAGAAGUUGAUAUUUGGCCGGGAAGCAAUGAAUGUUAUUGCGUGCGAAUCUGCUGAGAGGAUUGAGAGACCAGAAACAUAUAAACAAUGGCAGGUGCGAAAUACAAGGGCUGGUUUUAAGCAGCUUCCUUUGAACGAGGAGAUCUUGAGGAUUGCAAAAGAUCGGGUAAAGGCGUACCACCACAAGGAUUUCAUAAUUGAUGUAGACGGUCAUUGGCUACUCCAAGGAUGGAAAGGUCGUAUCCUGUUUACAGCUUCAACCUGGACGGGAGCUUAAUCUCUUCUCAUUACUCGUGAAGGAGCAAAUUCAUAAGGUUCCUCAACAGUAAAUUGGUCCAUGGUGGUGCUGGCUCUUCUGAAGGACAAAGACAAAUUUCGCACCUUUGCAUGGAUUUGAUUGUCGCGUUAGUGUAAUUGGUACAACGCAAAGAUUAUGCCGCGGCACUUAUUUGCCUUGGCAGCAGUCUAAGCAGGAGCAGAACUUGGAGUUGCUGCCUUGCCUUCUCCAAUGCAAUAACUCGUGGUGUUCGUUGUCAGUGUAACGAAUAGCGCCCGGUAACAAAACCUUUCCCCAUUUUUUUUUUUUUGUGACAUGUGAAACAGUGUGAGCCGAUAAGUGGUUAAAUUGAUUGUCGGGCAUCAAAGCCCUACUCAUUCAUUUGUAUUUCAUCCGUGAUCGACUAUGCCUAUAAAUCGUAGCAGUUAAAAUGAUCAUCGAAGAAUUUUCAUAGUAUUGCUGCUAAUAGUGGGUAGUGUCAAGGUGCUUAUAUUGUGCAAUUUUAUAUCCAGUGUUAUUAAAGGCGCGCUUAUGCCUCAAAGUGAGGUGUGAAACAUGUUGAAUGCUUGUUACCCUUGCGUAGCAUGCGCUUACAGUGUCGUCAUCCAGUCUGUAAGACGGUACUUUUUUCUUGACUCUGUGUAAUCCCGAAGACAACUAAACAGUUGAUAUUUCACUUUAUCGUAAUUUGCUUUCAAUUUCUUUGUCUAUAUGUUUAUUGUUUGUGCUAAUCAUUGCUAGUCUUGGAUGACACAUACUUAUAUCUACAUUUUGUCUUCUUUUUUUUUUCGUUGUUUCUCAUCCGGUGUCCGCUACCCGCAUUGGAGCCCCGACUAAUUCGGAUCGCACGUUGCAGGGCUCAUUAUGGUGGUAUCGCUCCCAACAGGAUUUUCUCCAUACCCAGGGCUCGAACCCGAGACCUCUGGUUAAGAGUGGAGCAGUUUCACCACUGCACCACAAUCCAUGUUAGUACAUUAUACCUCUAUUUGUGCCUUUCUUCAUUAAAUCUCACACUUUAUUUGUGCAUUGCGCUUAAAGCCCCAACAAAUCGUCUAUAUAUAUUUAUUAUAAGCCUUGAUAACACUAGUACAUCUACUCUCCAGAAAUAUGACUACAUACUUUAUUAUAUUUGGAAUUGAUAUUUGAAUUUGUCAAUUCUAUGAUUAGUUUUGUUAUUAUUCGUUGGAGAAAAUGUACUUUGCUUAUAUCUCAUUGUUAGUUGACUUGUGUAUAAAGAUUCUCUUAUUAAAAUCAUGCCUUUAACGAGCUUGUUCACCAAGUUUAUUUUAAUUCCACGUUAUUUUGCUAAAUCGUUGCAACUUUUUUAUACAAUCGAUAACGAUUCUAAGGUUUUUAUAUUUUAUUUUAUAUUCAACCAUCGAUAAGAGUUGAUUUUCACUACCGUCGAGUUCUAUUCUUAUCGCUAACAAAAAUCUGGAGAAGGGCAUAACGGGCACUGAGUUUCAAACGCGACUUACUUCCCUUGAGAAUUUAUUGGUUAUGAAAAGUCAACUAUCACCGUAAUCUGGAGAUCACUGUUUUAAAGGAUGAAAAUAAUUUUGUGGAACUAUAGUGAACACUACAUAGGAGUAUUAUAAAUUCAAUGUGGUUGGUUAAUUGGGCUCUUCCUCUUUUCAACCUUAUACAUAACGCGCACAAGUUAUUAUUUCAAAGUUGGUAAAUGGAUUAAGAAUAAUAAUGCUAUAAUUAUAUUUCUUAAUACAAAAAUAAGCUUAAACCUAAUGCCAUCAUCCGAUAUCUUAGACUUUUAGUUAACGUGUGUAAGCUUUUAAAUAUUUUUUUUCUGUUGGUUGCUUGUGGGGUCGGGUUGGGUUGAUGCUUUUUCUCGGCCUGGUGUUUAGCAUUCAUAUUGUAAUCCGAGUAAAUAAAUACACAUUCACGCUGUGCAGGACUCAGUUCUAGAGCCGACAUCUCUGAAAAAAAAAAAUUCACUUCUAAGGAUCGGCGAAAGAAUUUCAGUCAUCUCACUGCAACUCAUAUCGGUGAUUGGAAGUCCACAAGUGGGCAUAAGUGUUGGUCCAUUGGUUGAUUAAAGAGGAUUUUGGUCAUGAAAUUCUUUAUUAUAAUUAAGAAAAUACUUAAUUGUGGAUUAGUUGAUUGAAGAAGUUAGGAAGGUUAGGUGAGCAGUUAAUUAUGGAGUUGUUUACAUUUUACAUAAGAUAAGAUGUGAUUUGUGUUGA
Capsicum annuum is the source of this 4572-nucleotide messenger RNA. Its product is annotated as scarecrow-like protein 14. Gene Ontology annotation, biological process: regulation of DNA-templated transcription. Gene Ontology annotation, molecular function: sequence-specific DNA binding; DNA-binding transcription factor activity. Gene Ontology annotation, cellular component: nucleus. The transcript is spliced from 3 exons. The record is from RefSeq and is a predicted model, not a curated record. Lineage: Eukaryota; Viridiplantae; Streptophyta; Magnoliopsida; Solanales; Solanaceae. The coding region runs from base 143 to 2371 and encodes 742 amino acids.